Oikopleura dioica is the source of this 3501-nucleotide messenger RNA. The record is from the annotation of a GenBank genome assembly. Lineage: Eukaryota; Metazoa; Chordata; Appendicularia; Copelata; Oikopleuridae.
AUGAAAUUGUCUCUGUUAGCAUUCGUCGGGUUGGAACAACUGGUUUCGGGCCAAGCAGCCAAUGCCAAUGACCCUGCAGCUCAGGGCGCUGAAAGACAAGAAAAACUGACUCGAUUGACGAUAUUUCAAAUCCGCAAGGAUGACUAUUUAGUCUACAAUUGUCUUGAAAUCGCCGCAUCUGAAGGAAAACUUGUUGAUGAGCAGUGUCAGCACUUUUUAUGGAUCUGGAAGCAUUCGCAAACUGAAAGCAAAGAAAUCCAAAAACUCGUGUCUCAAAAAUGCCCGCAAGAUUCCAUCGCCGGUGUUGCCUCCGAAUGCGCUCAUUACUACUCCGAACCAUUCGGAGCUGACAAUAAGCUCAUCCCUUGUCUUAUGGACUACCGCCUUCAAAUAACUGACGAUCCUAGCUGCCGAAGUUACCUAACCGAUAUCUCGAAGGUCGUGUUUUCGGAUUUCCGACUCAUUUGUAAUUUUGUGAAUCAAUGCAAAAACGACAUCUUCAAGUACCAAUGCGGGCGAAAUGACUUUGGCCAAAGUCUGGACGAAGACGAAGGCAUCAAUCCUUGGCUUCAGCAACAUUCCCAAGGAGCUGUUGUUCAAUGUCUCGAAAAUCAUCUCGGCGACGAUGAAGAAAUCAGUGAAGGGUGCCAAAAGGAGCUUGUGAAUCUGGCCGAGCUCUCUGCUGACGAUUUUACUCUCGACAGGGCUUUUUACAUGGCCUGCCGAGAUGAUAGAGAUAAUUUCCCAGAUUGCGCAGAGAUACCCGCUGGAGAUGGAAAAGUGUACUCUUGUCUCUUCCGCCACAAGUUCGACAAAGCGAUGACCGAAGACUGCCAACAAGCCAUUACUAUUCGCGAACGAUUGAUCUACUCUGCGGAUUACAAGGCGGGCUACAAUCUGCACAAGACAUGUAGAAAAUCAUUCCGCCAAUUUGGAUGUGAUACUGCCGAGUUCGAUAACCUCCAAAUGGGUGGUGAAUUCGCAGGUCUUUCGGACAUCCUCAUGUGCGUUGAAAAGAAGUUGCGAAAAGAAAAGAAGGAUAAAAACGGAAAAUUGCUUGCUGUUGAAGGCAGCUGUGAUUCGGAACUUCUUGCUUACCGACAAUUCUUGAUGGAAGAUUACUCUCUUUCGCCAGAAGUCGUUUCCGCAUGCAAAAUUGAGAUCAAAACGUACUGCGAUGGAGGUAUUGUCAAAGGAGGCGAAACGCUCCACUGUUUGAUGGGACUCGACACAGACCCAGAUGUCGACGAAGAUAUUUCCGACGAUUGCGAAGAUGCUCUUUACGAGCUUAUCGAAGAGACCGAGGCCGACGAUAGUUUCAGGGUCGACAAGCGACUCGACCAUCUCUGCAGCCCGAUUGCCGCUGAACUUUGCAAGGAUUCAAAUGAUGAUGACGCUGAAGUCUUGUCGUGUCUGCUUGAGAAUCUGCACUCUCACCAAAUGGUCCAAGAGCAUCCACUCUGUCGAAAAUCACUCUUAGAAACCCAGUACUUCCUUUCAAGAGACUUUUCGUGGGAUAAGAAAUUCCGUCGCGCUUGUCAUGAAGACGCUGAAGAUCUCUGUAAUGUCGGAACUUUCAAUGAGGUCGACGACGAAGAAGAACUUCCAAUUCCUCUUUCAAUGGUGAUCGGUUGUUUGUACAGACAUAGCCAUCCAUUCGAGGAGGAUGUCGGUAAAAACGGAGCAGGAAGAACCCUUAAGGCUAAAUGCGCCGAGCAAGUGCACCGUGUCAUGAAACAGCGAGCUAUGGAAGUUGAACUCAAUCCCGAACUGGAAGCUGCCUGUCGACCUACUUUAGGAAGCAUGUGUUCAGAAGAAGAUGCUUUGAAGAAAGUCGAGUUUUUGUGCCUCCAAGAUCAUUAUGAAGAUAUGAAGAAGUCCACUCGAGCGCACGACCAGCAGUGUGCCGAGCAAGUCGCCAAGUUAACUCAAAUUGCUUCUGAAGAUCUUGAUCUCGAGCAAGUUCUUUUCACUUCUUGUGAGCCUAUGGUCGAAAAGUUCUGCAAGCCUGCACUGAAAUCUGAAGAUGAAGGAAAGGUUUUGGGUUGCCUCAUCAAUCACAAAAAUGAGCAGGACAUGGACGAGAAGUGUCAAGCUGGUGUUUUGCACUUCCAGAUUAUCUCGAUGACGGACUAUAAGCUUGGUUACGCGUUCUUCAAAAGUUGCAAAAAGGAUAUCCAGAUGUACUGCCAUAAUCAGGCGCAGCAGCAGUCAAAACCGCAAAUUGUCCACUGUCUCUCCGAGAGAAUUCGAAACGCGGUUUUGUCAGAGAGCUCGCACGAUAUUUCUGAUGUUUGCCGAGCGCAAGUUAACUUCGAGCUCUUGUCUGAAUCUGAAGACGUUCGUCUUCGACCAGAAAUUAUUAGAGCUUGCGCUUUGGACAUCAAGGUUCACUGCAAUGAUGUCAAACCAGGAGCUGGCAGAAUCGAAGAGUGCUUGAAAGAAAAGAAAGAUGAUCUCAGUAAUAAAUGCGCUGGAGUCUUAUUCGAGGACAUCGAGAUCGAGGCGGAUAACCCGGCUGUUGACUACUUCCUUAUCAAAGCCUGCAAGCCUGUCAUCCAAGCUCACUGCGGGCAAGCUUCCAAUAUGAAGAAUGUGAUGCCCUGUCUUGUGGAGCACGUUGGCGAUGAUCUAAUGUCGAAGGAGUGUCGCAUGGCGGUCAAAGCGAGACAGAUGAUGGGAGCGGAAAAUAUCAAGCUCAAUCCUCAACUCUCAAAGGCUUGCCACCUCGAUAUCCAAAGAGUAUGCCCAGCUGAGUUCGGCGAAAUGAAACAGCUCGUAUCAGAGCUAAAGGCAGAUAUGAAUUCAGACAAAGGAGCUCUUUUCGAAGGACGAGUUAUUUCUUGUUUGAAGAACAAUUUCAUCAAGCAACAAGCGUCAAAGGAUAACAAACUAAUUCUUACGAAGAAUUGCGCUUCCCAUGUUGAAAAUUUGAUGAAGCAGGAGAUCAAACACUACGAACUUGACCCAGAGCUCAAAAAAUUCUGCAACAAAGGCCCCAUUUCCCCACUGAAGAUUAUGUGCUCUCCUGAGUCCGUCGAAGACCCGAUAGAGUGUCUCAAAGAAAAGUUCAACAAUGAAGAGCUCAAGGAAAGUGAGCCGUGUAGAAUUUACAUUGGCAAGCUUAUCCAAGAAGGUGAGGUCGAUGUGAAUGUGGAUGCCACUCUUCAAAAUGCUUGCGGCACGGAUCUAAAAAUGUACUGCACGGACGUUGAGCCUGGACACGGACGUCGAAUCAACUGCCUUGUCAAUAUGAUGAAGAAGAAACCGAAGAGUCUUUCGGAAGCUUGUCUCUCUAAGCUGCACGAGCGACGGGACAUGUGGCAGAAAGCACAAAGCAUGAAGAUCGAAGGCGUCGAAGACCUCUACUACUCGAUUCAACGGUCCAACCACUCGCACUACUUGUUCGCGGUUCUCGCCGGGCUCUGCCUUGUCCUUCUCGGUUGUGGAAUGAGCCUUGGUCGAGUGACUGCUCGUGCCAGAGAACGCAAAGCGCUUUGA